Messenger RNA from Chenopodium quinoa (quinoa), 727 nucleotides. Its product is annotated as RNA polymerase-associated protein RTF1-like. The transcript is spliced from 3 exons. The record is from RefSeq and is a predicted model, not a curated record. NCBI's taxonomy places the organism in Eukaryota, Viridiplantae, Streptophyta, Magnoliopsida, Caryophyllales, Amaranthaceae. The coding region runs from base 60 to 500 and encodes 146 amino acids.
ACAAUUUCUUCUCUCAAUUCUCUACUUCCACUUUCUCUCUCUAAAAAACUUUCCGAGCGAUGUCGAGGCGGCCCGGCAAGGAAGUGGCGGCACAGGCGGCGGGUGGACAGCGGUUUUCCGGCGAGAAGGCAUCGUAUUUUCGUUCUGGGGCUGGGAAGAGUAUGGACAUUAUGAGAAGUACGAUGAACUCAAUGGAGAGCUCGGGGCCCAGACACGUUAGAUCCCGUGGUAUUUCGGCCUCGGCUCGUAGAGAACGGGUGCACUAUUCUGAGGAUGAUGAAGAUGAUGAUGGUGAUGAGGAGGAGGAGGAGGAGGAUGCAGAUGAGGAUGUGGACGAUCAGAGUGGACCAUAUGAUGAUUACGGUCCAUUCAGUCAGAGGCUUGAUGAUGUGUAUGAGACGCGUAGGGUAGACGUGCGUAAGGGUAGAGAUGGUAGAUUUGUUAGUAGAUCUGGCACAUCAUCUGCGUCACUGCCGUGGAUGCGUGGAUGGGAAAGAUGACGCAGUUGGGACACAGACUUUUUGAGGAGAGGGACAACAUGACGACUGCAACAGGCAGAGCUGUUAUUGAUGAACUGGAACGGGCCCUUGAGCAGUGGCAGUGGGCGUCACAGAGAGAUUAUUGAUAUGUCGGCAGUGCAUUUAUAAAACAUUUUCCUAGUUGUUUGUAAAAGUUAACAUUAUCUGUUCUUAUAAUUAUUAUUUUAAGUUCUUAGAAUUUGACAUUA